Messenger RNA from Erythranthe guttata (spotted monkey flower), 837 nucleotides. Its product is annotated as ras-related protein RABD1. The record is from RefSeq and is a predicted model, not a curated record. Lineage: Eukaryota; Viridiplantae; Streptophyta; Magnoliopsida; Lamiales; Phrymaceae. Gene Ontology annotation, molecular function: GTP binding; GTPase activity.
GGAAAAAGCAUUUACUUUGUGGGUUCCAAUACUUCCCCACCACUACUACUCUCAAAUUCUUCCACCAUUUUUUCUCAAAAUUAAAAUCGGAAUAGCAAACAUGAGCAACGAAUACGAUUAUUUGUUCAAGCUUCUGUUAAUCGGCGAUUCCUCUGUCGGAAAGUCGUGUCUUCUUCUCAGAUUCGCUGAUGAUUCAUAUGUGGACAGCUACAUAAGCACUAUCGGAGUCGAUUUCAAAAUUCGGACAGUGGAGCUCGAUGGCAAGACAAGCAAGCUGCAAAUUUGGGAUACUGCUGGCCAGGAGCGAUUCCGAACGAUCACCAGCAGUUACUAUCGAGGAGCACAUGGCAUCAUUAUUGUGUACGAUGUAACUGAGAUGGAGAGCUUCAACAAUGUCAAACAAUGGCUUAACGAGAUCGAUAGAUACGCAAACGAUAGCGUUUGCAAGCUUUUGGUGGGCAACAAAUGCGAUUUAGUCGACAGUAAAGUUGUGGACACACAAACCGCAAAGGCAUUUGCCGAUGAACUCGGGAUUCCUUUCCUCGAGACAAGUGCGAAAGAUUCAAUCAAUGUGGAACAGGCUUUCUUGACUAUGGCUUCAGAGAUUAAGAAAAAGCUUGGUAGCCAGCCAACUGGGAAUAAGUCAUCGACGGUGCAGAUCAAGGGACAGCCGAUCGAGCAGAAGAACAACUGUUGUGGUUAAAGUUUAGUUAUUUGUAACUUGAAAUGUUUAGAAGUUUGUACAAAGAUAGCAAAUGUCUAUUAACCUAAUUUCCUAUCACUACUGCAGACACAGUUUUAUGUUGCUUUUUUUAUGUACUACAGUUAUCUUCUCUU